AUGUCCGACUUUGUAGUGCGUGAAGCCACGCUUGCGGACCGCGACACCAUCCUCGGCGAGCUCUCAGACAACAUCUACAACGGCUUCGACUACAUCCCGUGCUGUUACCAACGCUGGCUGCACGACGAUGAACAUACGAUGCUCUGCGUGGAAGAGCGCAACACAAACACCAUUGUCGGGUUCGAAGUGAUUGGGCUGUACGACGGCGGCCGAACGGCCGUGUAUCAUGCAUUGCGCGUGCACCCGGCAUACCGUGGCCAGGGCGUGGCAAAGCUGCUCGGUCGGGCCCUGCAAGAGCGCACGCGCCGCGACUUUCCAAGCGUCACUCAUAUCCGCAGCUGCGUUCAGGACAAGAACCCCGUUGCUCUUGGCAUGCACUACAAACAGGGCUACAAGCCUGUGUCCACAACUGCGUUCCGGUACGCGGAGAUCCUCAAGCCCGUCCCCCGCUCCGUCUUCAAACCAGACCAGCUCGGCGUCAAGAGGGUGUCUGCACAGGAGGUGUGGGGGCUGCUGUCACGCAUGCCGGAGAGCAAGCGGCUUGAGCUCAUACCGGGCAAUGCGCUGCUGGUGGAUUGGAUCCCGCGUGACGCCUGCAUCGAGGGCCUGACGCUGUGCUGCUCCGUGUACAGCUACGCCGAGUUUGAUCCCCUCCGCCGCCUCUUCCUCCACUCGCUCUGCUACAACGCCUUUGGCUGCAACCACGUGCUGCUGAGCUACGAUAUGGGCCUGCGUCGCGGCCUCCCACCACGCGAGGACGAGAGCGCGCGCGACUAUCGCAUGCCGCCCGCCAUUGCUGAUCUGCAGACGGAGCUGAGUGGUUACAUCGACUGCAGCGCCGACACCAUCGGCUGCAACAUGGCGCUCCUGCAGAAGCCCGUCGAGUAG
Molecule: messenger RNA, 888 nt
Organism: Salpingoeca rosetta
Lineage: Eukaryota; Choanoflagellata; Craspedida; Salpingoecidae
Exons: 6
Coding region: 1-888 (295 amino acids)
Molecular function (GO): acyltransferase activity, transferring groups other than amino-acyl groups
Source: RefSeq, a predicted model, not a curated record